Molecule: messenger RNA, 650 nt
Organism: Chrysochloris asiatica (Cape golden mole)
Lineage: Eukaryota; Metazoa; Chordata; Mammalia; Afrosoricida; Chrysochloridae
Gene: THEM6
Product: thioesterase superfamily member 6
Exons: 2
Coding region: 24-650 (208 amino acids)
Source: RefSeq, a predicted model, not a curated record
GCCCCGCGCCUGCAGUCGCCGCAAUGCUGUGGUUGCUGGUAGCGCCGCUGGCUCUGGCGCUCGCCUACUUCGCGAUGCUGGACGGCUGGUACCUGGUGCGCGUGCCGUGCGCCGUGCUGCGCGCGCGCCUGCUGCAGCCUCCGGUCCGCGACCUGCUGGCGGAGCAGCGCUUUGCCGGCCGCGUGCUGCCCUCGGACCUGGAUCUGCUGCUGCACAUGAACAACGCGCGCUACCUGCGCGAGGCCGAUGUAGCGCGCGCCGCGCACCUGACCCGCUGCGGCGUGCUUGGGGCGCUGCGCGCGCUCGGGGCGCGCGCCGUGCUGGCCGCCUCUUGCGCGCGCUACCGCCGCUCGCUGCGCCUGCUGGAACCCUUCGAGGUGCGCACCCGCCUGCUGGGUUGGGACGACCGCGCCUUCUACCUGGAGGCGCGCUUCGUCAGCUUGCGGGACGGCUUCGUGUGCGCACUGCUGCGCUCCCGCCAGCACGUGCUGGGCACCUCGCCGGAGCGCGUCGUGCAACACUUGUGCAAGCGCAGGGUGGAACCCCCGGAGCUGCCUGAAGACUUGCGGCAUUGGAUUGCCUACAAUGAAGCCAGCAGCCAGCUGCUCCGCGCCGAGAGUGGGCUCAGCAGCGCCACCAAGGACCAGUGA